Nymphaea colorata (pocket water lily) is the source of this 632-nucleotide messenger RNA. RefSeq lists its product as uncharacterized. The coding region runs from base 172 to 402 and encodes 76 amino acids. The transcript has 4 exons. Lineage: Eukaryota; Viridiplantae; Streptophyta; Magnoliopsida; Nymphaeales; Nymphaeaceae. The record is from RefSeq and is a predicted model, not a curated record.
AUAUCACCAGUCACCACAAGUUGAGGGAGACCCUUUUCGUAGGAAAGGAAGGGACUUUCCCCGGUGAAACAAACGCCGCCUUCCGACAAGUCAAGGGUCAUCGGUUGUUCGCUCGUCUCUGGAAGAACAGCGAGUGCCCGCCUUCUUCUUCCCCUCGCACUCUGAUGCCCAAUGGCUUCCGCUGCUAAGCCGUCCAUUGAAGACCCUAAGCUGAAGCUUCAAAAGGAGAUCAGGAGUCAUGAAGUUGCAAUCGCAGAGCUAAGUUGCCUGUCGUCUUCUCGAAAAGUUUACCAAAAGAAUGGUACAAUCUUCUUUCGCACAAGCAUUGACUUAGCAUUGACAUCUGAAAAGAAGCAGCUAGACUUGGCCAAGUCAAAGUUAGAAAAGAUUAAUCCCACCUGAUCUCCAUUAUGUUGGCUAGAAAAGUAAAGGUGUUUUUAUGAUUAAAUUGAUGUAGAGGGAAGGGAAGGUGUGCUGUUGUUUGUGAUUUCUCUUUUGUCCAUCAAGUACUAGAGCUGGACAAAUUGUUGGUUUCUAUUGGCAUGUUCCAGAUUAGGUUGUACAGAUAACUGUACUAAACAGCAGUGAAAGAUACACAUGAAUGAUAUACACAAGUAGAAAAACGUUCUGCA